UCUAUGACGUCUGCGUCGAGGGCAAGAGAGAAGGAAGGGCGCGACUACUAGCUCUAAAACGGGAUUUACGAAGCGGCGGGCGCGAUGAAGGAAACGCCGCUGUCCAACUGCGAGAAGCGCUUCUUGCUACGGGCUAUCGAGGACCGGAAGUUUUUAGAGCCAUUUCUGUACCUCUGAUGCUCUCCUCCCAGUUCCUCACUUCACAUCACUAAUACUGCUCCAAUCUGACUUUGUAGCGUCUGGAUGGGCGGCAGUGCUAUGAUUACAGAAACAUCCGCAUUUCCUUUGGUGCUGACUAUGGCUGUUGUAUUGUGGAGCUCGGGAAAACCAGAGUUCUUGGACAGGUUUCAUGUGAACUUGUCUCCCCAAAGCCAAAUCGUGCAACAGAAGGCAUACUUUUUUUUAAUCUUGAGCUCUCUCCUAUGGCAUCACCUGCUUUUGAGCCUGGAAGGCAGUCUGAGCUUCUUGUAAAACUGAAUCGACUAUUAGAAAGAUGCCUAAGGAACUCCAAGUGUAUUGAUACUGAAUCGCUCUGUGUCAUUGCUGGUGAAAAGGUGUGGCAAAUUCGUGUGGAUCUGCAUUUGUUAAACCAUAAUGGAAACAUUAUUGAUGCUGCAAGUAUAGCAGCAAUAGUGGCGUUGUGCCACUUUCGGAGGCCAGAUGUGUCUGUGCAAGGAGAAGAAGUAACUCUGUACACCCCUGAGGAACGGGAUCCUGUCCCUCUCAGCAUCCACCAUAUGCCUAUCUGUGUGAGCUUUGCUUUCUUCCAACAAGGGACCUACUUAUUAGUUGAUCCUAGUGAACAGGAAGAACGUGUAAUGGAUGGCCUCCUUGUGAUUGCCAUGAAUAAACAUCGUGAAAUUUGUACAAUUCAGUCCAGUGGUGGAAUUAUGCUGUUAAAAGAUCAGGUUCUGAGAUGCAGUAAAAUAACAGGGGUUAAGGUAGCAGAAAUCACAGAACUAAUUCAGAAAGCCUUGGAGAAUGAUCAGAAAGUUAGGAAAGAAGGGGGGAAAUUUGGAUUUGCUGAAUCUAUUCCUAAUCAGAGAAUAACUGCCUUUAAGAUAGAACAAGCACCAGUUGAUACUCAUGAUGUACAAGAGCAAGCACAAGAAAUAAUUGCCAAAGCAUCACCUCCUUCAGAAGUUCUGGCAAAGGCAGUGUUGUGGACUCCUAGCACAGCCCAGAUUGGAGAAGGAGUUGAUAAUUCAUGGGGAGACUUUGAAGAAUCUGAAAGGGAAGAGGAUGAAGAUGAAGCUUCCCCAGUUGAAACUACAACAACAGAAGAACAGAAUAUGGAAACGGGAGAUGCUAGUGUUGGAACUAAAAAUCAGAAAGCUGAGACAAUUGUGUUAUCUGACAGUGAAGAGGAAGACGUUAUCAUUCUAGAGCCGGAAGAGACACAAAAGAGGAGAACAGAGUCUUCUUCCAAACAAGACAACACAAGUAAAAAACCAGUUACCAAAAAGAGGAAAAAAAGACUGGCUCGUUAAACAUUUGUACAUUAAAAUGCUUCCUUAACAAAUAAGAUCCAGGUUUCAUGGUUUGUAUCCUGUAAAUUCAUAUAUUUUGCUAGAACCUGUAAUAGAGCACUGCCUUUGUCUAAGUGAUGUGUAUGUAUAUACAAAGAGAGAGUAACUAUUUUCCAAUAAAAAUCCUAUAAUCA
Messenger RNA from Hemicordylus capensis (graceful crag lizard), 1663 nucleotides. It is a transcript of the gene EXOSC9, whose product is annotated as exosome component 9. Gene Ontology annotation, cellular component: cytoplasmic exosome (RNase complex); nuclear exosome (RNase complex). The coding region runs from base 423 to 1490 and encodes 355 amino acids. The transcript has 12 exons. The record is from RefSeq and is a predicted model, not a curated record. NCBI's taxonomy places the organism in Eukaryota, Metazoa, Chordata, Lepidosauria, Squamata, Cordylidae. Gene Ontology annotation, biological process: U1 snRNA 3'-end processing; nuclear mRNA surveillance; nuclear polyadenylation-dependent mRNA catabolic process.